GCUGUGCAUAUUGCAUUUACACCAAGUAGUUAAAAUAACGAUGGACGGAAUACUCAAAGUCUUCGGUGGCGCAGGAACUAAAGCGAACCAGAAUGCACAGCCUUCAUUAUUAGCAGAUUGGCAGGAUUACUCAAACCGAAGCGGCGAUGUUGAAUCAGGUGGUGCCGCUUCAACCAGCUCUACAGCGGGGCUGUUUCAGUCCGCGGAGCAGGCUGGCACGAAGGUUACCGGAUUCCUGACUGAAUCACUAAAAACAGUCCAGACUGGAAUUACAAGUGGUGUGAGUACAGUCACGAGCGGAGAGGCAUUCAGCUUACCAACUGGCCAGGCGCUCGUCUACUUCUUCUCAUUCUUGGCAGCUGGCGGGGUCUUCCUAUUGCUGGCGUUUAUGCUAUUCCUCCCAGUCAUCAUCCUGUCACCCUCCAAGUUCGCGCUCAGUUUCACGUUGGGAUGCUUAAGCAUCAUGGCCGGUUUCAUCCAGCUCCGAGGUUGGAAGCAGCAGCUGCAGCACAUGGCGUCUCCCGAGCGGUUGCCAUACACCCUAAGCUACGUGGGCAGUGUAGCAGCCACCCUGUACGCGGCACUCGUCAUGCGCUCCUACCUGCUUUCGCUGCUCUGCUCGGGACUGCAGGUUGUAGCACUGCUGUACUACCUCUUGUCGUAUUUCCCUGGCGGCGCCAACGGCGUCAAGUUCAUGUUGGGGCUGUUCUACCAGGCUGCCACACGCUGCGCAAGCAGUGUGUACGGCAUGGUGUUGAAGUAGGGGUAAUGCAGGGGUGCACUAGAUACUGAUAAACUGAGCCGCGAGGAAGCACUGAAGCAGGGGAGGCGGAGUUGGGGCGGAGAAGGAUGGGGGCGGGCUUGUGGGGCACAGGAGGAAUGCAGUGUAAUGGAUGACAGUAGGGCAGGAGGGGAUGGUGUGUGGGUGGUGGCGGCCUGGCUGUUGGUGCCGGGCCGGUGUGCAUCAUGCCCUGACUGCACGGCAGGGUACGGAAAGGACCGUGGUUAAGCAAGUGAGCACGUUGCCUGGUUUGGGACUUGGGGCUUAGAUACCGGUAGUGGGAGGGGCGCCAUCGGCUGCCUCGCCAGAGGUGCCCAAGUGAACAAAGCCGGUUGCAUGCAAACAUGCGCGGUGGUGCAUAAACGGUACAUAUUGACGCUGCGGGGGAUCUGGCGGAGAGAGCGAAGAGUCAAGUGGGCACAUAUGGAUAGCUUCUUGCUUGAUGCUGUUUGAUGGCUGGCACCUGCUGGCAGGCGUGGGAGG
Molecule: messenger RNA, 1264 nt
Organism: Astrephomene gubernaculifera
Lineage: Eukaryota; Viridiplantae; Chlorophyta; Chlorophyceae; Chlamydomonadales; Astrephomenaceae
Source: the annotation of a GenBank genome assembly